CCAGUUGUUCAAAAGUGUCGUUAAAUAUAACGAUGAUUAAGCCUAACGAGUCGUUAAAUCUUAACGCAGUCGCUAACUAAUCAAUGCGUUAAAUAUUGUUGUUCAAAAAAUGUUAACGACAAUGUUAGUUAACGCAGUGUUAAAAUUUAACGAUGUGAUUAAAAAAAUAAAAUUCCCACAAUUCUUUGUAAAAUUAAACUUCCUGUUUUAAUCAACAUGGCUGCAAAUGUGUCUGUAAAAACUUCAAGAGACAGAAAACUAAAUUUUACAGCAGUUGAGAGUAAUUUAAUAAGUGAGCUGGCUACAACACAUCUAGAAUUACUCCAGGGGAAGCAUUCCCCAGAGGUUACCAAUGCCAAAAAACAGGAAAUGUGGAAGGAAAUAACAUCCAAGGUGAAUGCAUUGGGGGUGUGUCUCAGGACAGAGACAGAGGUUCGAAACCGCUGGAGAAACCUGACCCGUGGGGCUAAGCAAAAGUUUACAUCAGUACAGAAGGAAAGAGCACAAACUGGUGGUGGUCCUCCUCCCACCCAGCCUUCCCAAGCAGAGGAGAACAUUAUUAAUUGCAUGAAAGACACGGCCUCUUUCCGUGGGGUUCCCGGUGGUCAGGAAACUGUAAUUGAGGGACCAGAAGGUAGGCCCUCCUCCUUAGUAAAAAAAGCAAAAGAGAUGAAGGGUCAAAUUGAAGAAUAUCUUCAGAAUUACCAGCCAUUAAAAUCAUUGCCAAAAGUUGGAGAUAGCCUGUUGAAUGAUUAUGUUGACAAAACUAAAGGCAUCUCUGAGGAAGAGAGAGAUGAAUUAACUUCCUAUCUCAGCUUGAAACACAAAGACAUUUUCAAUUUAUCAGUCAGUUCUGACAUUCCAUCUAUGAUGCACAAUACUAUAUCCUUCAUAAUCCAUCAUUCAGGACACAAAGACCAAUUACAACACACAUCACAGUCCAGUGUGAAUGUGCAAUCCAAUACCGUGAAUGAGGAGAUGGAGGAAGUAUGGAGAAAUCGCCUGGACUUUCAUUUUAAUGCCAUCAGUGAUGCCUCAAUUCCUGCAGCAGCCCCAGUGACAGUUGUUCACGAGAUGGUACAGAACAGGACUGACCUGACUGUUAGAUCUGAUGAACAGGAGCCACCAUAAAAGAAACCCAAGAAGAAGACAGCUGAUGAUGUAUACAGUCUGCAGUGUCAAGUUUUGGAGAGAAAACUGAUUAAAACCAACCUCCAAAUUCAGUUAUAUGAAAGACUUCACAGCAAGCUUGAUGACAAUCUUACUACAGGGUUGCUGUCUUUUUUGGAGCAGUAGAAUAUAAAGAUUCUAUUUCUAAUGUUAACCUGUUGUUCUCUCUUUGUUUUGUUUAUCGUUAAAAUAUAUAUUAUAUAUAUAAAUAUGUUGACUCUUUGUCUGGUUGAUUUUUUAUUUUCCACUGGUAACACAAUUAUAAACAGUAGUGCCCACACUAAUAGGAUCAAGUGCUUUCUGAGGCUAAUUAAAAUUCAAUUUAUGCAGAAAGUCUUAAAGAUACAAUUAUAACUACAAAUAUCACAAAAACUGAAUAAAUGACUAUACGGUAUAUGUUUUAUUCCUAGGUGAGGUCAGGUGAACCAUGUUUUAGUGGCCUUCAGCUGUUAUCUGCUCUAUUGUCGGGUUGUUGUCUCUUUGAUAUAUUUCCCCUUUUUAAUUCUCAAUUUUACUUAUUGAUAUGAAACCUAGCAAUAAUUCAAUAGACCAAAUACUGUCCUACCUAUAAAUAUUGAUUGAGAAUUUCACAUGACAGACAAAAAAACUU
Molecule: messenger RNA, 1780 nt
Organism: Mytilus trossulus (common blue mussel)
Lineage: Eukaryota; Metazoa; Mollusca; Bivalvia; Mytilida; Mytilidae
Exons: 4
Coding region: 217-1131 (304 amino acids)
Source: RefSeq, a predicted model, not a curated record